Molecule: messenger RNA, 10638 nt
Organism: Porites evermanni
Lineage: Eukaryota; Metazoa; Cnidaria; Anthozoa; Scleractinia; Poritidae
Source: the annotation of a GenBank genome assembly
UGUUGAUGUCACAUGGAUAAGUCUGUAAGCGGCCGUCAUGGCCGCGAUUGAACGGAAUCGCGGAUGAGACGUAACAGUUUUAGAGCAGUGUUCGAGAGAACGUGGGCCAAAAUUUACCAGAUGGUUAUGUCUACGGAUUUACCCUCAGGUGGAAACAUGGAUCAAACUCAAGUGAAAUCUGACGUGCCUUUUGUUGGAAACAAACCGCCGACAUCCUCCUCGAGCGCCCGAUCCGAACGGCAAUUUACGCGGGUCUUGCGCUCGAAAUCGUCCACUGCUGUGAAAAAUACCAACAGCAACAUCGACAUACAGAAGGAAGAGCCUCAAGAAACCGGCAGUAUUCCGUUAUCGAAGUUACCGGAGGCAGAAGUCAGUAACGAUUAUUCCAACCACAAAACCGACGCGAGCCAAGCAGCUCACUUACGUCAGCUUUUACUGCUGCACUUAGAACUCAUUCAACAGCAGCAAGAAGAAAUACAGAAAAAAGAUAAGGAGAUUAAUCAGCUUAAAUUGGACAAAGAACAGGUACGGGAAGGGUUAGGGCCAUCUUCAUGGCUUCGGGAGUUUUAAGUUUUACUUUCUUCAAGGGUAAUAUUUUCCCUGUUGCAUGAAAACACUCGGACAGAGACGCAUUAAUUUAAUUCUGAGAGGUCAGCGGCGGCACCCUUGAAAAUUCAAACAUGGCGCCUAUUAUUGAUCACAUGGCAUAAAUUACGUUCUAAUGUAUUCGUAUUUUACCAAAUGGCGAUUUUAAACUCCCUCUCUUUAUUUUGGGGUGUAUUUAUGUUUGAGAAGUCUUGUAAACAUUUGCAGACCAAAAACCAGAAUCCAAGUGGAUACAAAAAGACAAUUUUCAACAUUUCAUCCAAAAUUAAAAACUUCCCCAAAUUCUUUCCAUGAUUUUGUAACAGUUAAAGCCAUAACAAGGCAGUGAUUUACUUUCCCUUGCCUAUUUUUUAACUUCUUUGAAGUGCUCAGAGCUUUGAACUGAAUCAAGGUCUCGGUCUGAGAUUUCCUUGUAAUGACCUCACUCUCGGUUAGUGAGUAGUACAUAAUCAAAUGGCAUAUAAUUAUAUUGUGAGUUCUUGAUAAAUUUUUGCCAUCAAGGCAAGAAUUGCAUGUUAUGACAGUCCCAUAAAUGUGAAUAGGAUUCAGUUUCGUCAACAAGAGAUCUUUAUUUUACAGUUGUGAGCCUUUGAGUAGGCGUAAGGCUGAGGUUGACCUUGUCUUGAUACAAACCUCUUUCCUUUUCUUAUGGAAAUUAUGCUUAAAAAAUGCCUGUUAGCACAAGGACGACAUGAUUUACAAAAUAAUGUAGUUUCCACCUGUAACUGUAAAAAAUGGACUUUUAAAAUGAGGUGUCUUUUAAUGAAUGUUGCUUUUAAAUUUGUAGCUUACAAACUGACAAACAUACAUUGGAAGGGUAUGGAGCCCAGUAAGUGCCAAGCAAAUUUUGUACUUGAUUUUUCCUUUCUCCUUCUUUUUCUCUUGUGAUCAGUAGGGAAAAAAAUCAAGCAAAAAGUCGGGAAAAUUUUGAGAAAAAAAGUAGAGAAAUAAGUUGAGAAAAAAAGUUGAGAAAAGAGUUGAGAAAAAGUUUGGGAUAAAAACUUAAAGGCAAGAAAAAAGUCAAGAAAGGAAAAAUCAAGCACAAAUUUUUCAUGGCACUUACUGGGCUCUGUAGAAGAGUUCACACUAGAACCUAAUGUCAGAUUUAAGUUAGCCUGGGAUCAUGCAUGCUCUCCCUAUAUCUCUUUUAUGUCUGUUGUGGGAAGGAGGCUAUGAUACAUUUAUCAACCAGAUCAUGUGUAAUGUGGAUCUCUUUCUGAUUGGUCCAGACACAAUGCAUUGGGAACAGUUCUGUUUUAUUGGUUGAAGAUUAGGUUUGAUGUUCUUUUUCUCCCCUCUCUUCUCAAAAAGAAAGAAAAAUGUGUUAUCAAUGGUUAGAUUUAAGCCUGACUUGUCCCUCUUUAGUACAUUAUACCAGCAAAUUCAAAGGAUCAGUGAAGGAUUUUAGUCUCCCUUAAGGAUUCUUGUUAAAAGCCACUAUAAUCAAGUGCAUCGCCUGUAGAAAUUAGGGCAGUCAGAUAAAGGCAAAAUCAUUUGUCAUUUUUGUUUUCCUUGUUGAUAAUGAAAAACAAAAAACACAAACAAAAGCAACAGUAACAGUAUAAACAAGGAGUAGAAAAAGCAAAACAAACAUUCUUAAACUAUUUCUUACACUAACAUCAAUCAGUGUUUGUAUCUUGUGAUCAGUCUUAAUAUGCCUCUGGAAUGAGGGGGCGGGGUACUCCCUUUUAGGCCUAGACAGGUAUGUGUCACCAAACAGUGUACGGUUUUCAAGGUCUUUACUCUUAAACAAGGUAUACAAUGUCACUAUUAAGUGUCUUGAACGGGGUAUCUUUCUGGACUAGAUGCCUUGAACAGUGAAAAGCUCCUUGACUCCAAAUCAAAGAAAUAAGAAAAUGUUAAAUUUGAGCUAUAUAAAGCAGGUCUUUUGUCUUAACGAAUGUGGUAAAAUAGACAGAUUUUGACUUGUCUUAAGCAGGGUAGGGCUUGAAAGCUUUGGUGGCGCACCCCCACCCAAACUUCCUUUCAGUACCCCCCUCCCACUGAUAUUCUCUGUUAGUUCUACUGUUAUUUUUAAAGAAAUAAGUGUUGAUUACAUUUUCUUCUGAUGGAUAGAAAAUCUACUCAGUAUUUAUCCCUAAUGAAGAAAAUCCAUGGUUCUUGCUCCAUACUACCUGCUUCAAAUAGCUUUGCUAUUUACAGGUAGUCUGUACUUGUAAAUUAUCGACUUUCAUGUAAAAUAAAGUUUUGUGAUUUACUUGUAUCAGAUUUGACACAAUGCAACAUCUGAACUAGGCCUUGGAGACCCUACUUUUUUCUUUUUCUCUCUGUUUUUGCUAUUUCCAAUAGAUUAAAAAGAUCUCCAAUAAAUGUCACUGUUUUUGUGUAAUUUGACAUGGCAUCUAUUCUCAGUUUUUCAUUACAGUCAAAGCAUGUCAAGCGUUCCUGUUGCUAGUGGACUAAUAAAUUCGUGAAGGGAAAAAUGAUUCGGUUUGUUGAUUCAAUAAUCCAUCGAUUCAUAAAAUGAAUAUUCCUAUAGUCAAAUUGGACCUCGAUUCAAUAAUAAAUUUAGUGUUGAUUUGGUUUAUGAACAAAAUCUACCUGUUCUUUAUUCUUGUCUGUUGUGUUCAAUCAUAUUUGCUUCCCUUUUCAUACCGUUUAUGUUUGCGUUUUCAUUGCCUUUAAUCAAAAUAACAGCUAGAAUAGACAGACCGCAAAUGCAAAAAAACUGAUUAAGGCCAAGGAUCGAAAUCCACCAAUCACUGCACGUACACUGACCUCAGUUUGACCAUCAUGUUUUCUAAGAAGUCAGGUCUGUUGCACUUAUCACUGGCAGCCAAAUAGCGUACAUGUAACAGUUUGUUUGGGUUUGAACUUAGGAACUCGCCCUCACUUGACUUGUUGAAAAAAGGAAGAAAAAACAAAAUUCUGAGGUUGACAAGUGGAAAGUGUCGUUUUUCAAAAAAACAGUAGCAAAGGGAACACUUAUCCUGCUUUGACUUUGUAAUAGUUUGAAAAUGUCAGCAUAACCCCAAAUUGCCCCAGUUCAGUGUAUGUUAAUUCUCUCCAUGUUUGAUGUAGUUGGAAUCUCGGAUGCACCGAUUGGAGAGAAGAAUGGCUGUAAAGAAAAGAAGGGAUGCAAGUGAAGGCUAUGAUGACCUCCUUGAAGAAAGACAAUUAAAACCAGCAACUCCUAAAAGGUAAAGAUAGCCUACAAAACGUUUCUUAAUUUUAUGAAACUUGAGCAGCACAGUGCAGUGUGAGGAGGGGUCAGGUGGGGGACAGCAGAUAAGUGCUCACUUAAAAUGUCUUAGGUAUUUUAAGGUAUGGAAAAUUUUUCCACACUUCAAAGAAAAGCAUAAGCUAGUGUAAAAUAAUACAUAGGUAUUUGACCAUUAUAAUUUUUUUAAUCAUCCAGGUAGGGUAUAGAAAAAAUACAAUAUCUGCUUUGGAUUUAAUUCAGUACAGCAGUAAAUGGUAUUUGCAUAAGGAUUUGCAUGUUAAAUAAUAUUGUUCUAUAAUAAUAUUAAUAAUAAUAUCUGCUUUGUUUUCAAAUGUGACAGUCGCCGUCUAUCUGUGGAGCAAAUGGUGCGAGCCAAGCGAGUUCCAGCCACUGCAUCUGUAACCAUGACAUCACACAUGUGUGAAGACAUUAGCUAUGAUACUCAUUUGAGAACUGAGAUGCUUUAUCUUCACAAUGACUCAGUUGAACUUUCCAAGAAGAUUCCUGUAAAGUCCGUUGCCGAGAAGAGCCAAAGUCAUGUACAAGGUGAUGUAGUUUAUGCUGUAGCAGUUGCUAAGUUGCUUAAAUCCAAAAAUCCUAAAAACCAUCCAUUAAAUUAAGUAAAAACUUUAUACUCUUGUAUCCUGUACUUUCAUAUGUUGUUUAGGGGUCUCAAUAUGCACAGAAGGUCAAAAAAUGUAUGGAAUUUAAUUCUAGUCAUUUGUUCAUUGCUUGAAGGAUCGUAGUUGAUUGUAUGGCUGAUAAAUUGAAACCUGAAUAAAAAAAAAGGCUACAGUUUCUAGUCUUGAAUGGAAAACGUGUCUAGUUGUGCUGCAAAUCACAUUUUAAAAUUUCAAAAUUUCAAACUUUUGUGGGGGAGCCUGCCCCCAAAUCCCCACCCCCUAGAAGUAGGGGAAUAGCAGUCCCUUAUUUAUACAGUCAGUUACUACACUCAAACCUACUUCAAUUUUCGAGCUAUUUUGAGCCAAUUUUGUGAUGAUUUUAAGUAACUCUGAAGCAUUCAAAAUAGUUCGUGCAUGUUAAACAUGCUAGCAUUUAUUGACCCCGCUUGGUGUAAAAAAUUUUACCAUCAAUUUUGGCAUCUAAGCAUGGCUAUGUACCAGAAAAACAUUAUCAGAUUAUUUUGUUAACAAAAGUAUGCUUGUUUAAGUUAACAUUUUAAGCCUGAUACUGUUUGGUGACCUUUUGCAUCUACGUUUUUCAAACAACACAAGUUUGCUUAACAGAGAUACUGACCAAUGAUCCACCAUAAUAUUUAUUUAUAGUUAUAAUAAACACCUGAAAUUAAAAUUGAUUGAGAACAUUCUAAAUCAAACUGUGAUUCAAACAAAUAAUUAUUGAAUCCCUUUCAACCUCAUAUUUCAGUGCCAACUUGGCAGAUCAAUGAAAUUGCCCCGUCUGUGACAGUCAAACCAAAGUCAAUAAAAACAUCAGCUGCAGCGACCUGCCAUGAGAAUGUAGAGGUAUGAUAAGCAAGGCUGUGCUAAGAGAAAAAUAGAAAGGGGCUCACAGGGAUGUAGCUAAGGAAACGAUAAGCAGGCUUUUGUAUUAGGCAAGCUGGCUUUUUUACUCAACUGCAUCUUUUAAAUUUCCAUAUGCCUUUGUUUUCGUUUGCAGUUAGAGCUGGUGGUAAGCUCUAUUUCAGCUGGUGAAAUAGUGGGCAGCCAGCUAUCUGUAAGCCCAGCGCUCUGAACCUGUGAAAUCCAGGGUGCCCAGUGAAAGAUUUCUAUGAAAAAGCUAAGAUUUUGUGGUCACCCAGGAGCAGGAGUUAGGGGCCACUGGGCGCUGCCAGGGCAUAGCCUCGAAAGGGUUACAUAUUGAACUUCAAACAGGCCAGGGUUGCCACGGUCAAGGAAAAGUCAGGGAAUUUUUUAAGUGUCAGGGAAAAUCUUUGAUAUUGUCAAAGUCAGUGAAAAGUGAGGGAAUUCUGUUUUCCAGUUUAUAGUUCAUAAGUUUUCUUCAAGAUUUUGAAAUGUAUUUUCUUUCGGAAAAGACAAAAAGUAUGCUGAAAAGCAAGCAAAGUGAUCAAUUUGACACUCUACGUCUGACACAUGUAGUAGUUGUGGUCAGUGGUUUUCGUUGUGAAUGCUCUCUUCCAAAUUCCUUCUUCUGAGGGUUAUUUUGCAGCUUAAAAAAUGCCCAAUUUGUUUUCUUUUGAUCUCCUUGAUCAAAAAUAAGUAAUUCAGAAUAAAUAUUAUUUUAUUGCACAACUCCAAUAGUUUCUUACUAGCCCCUCAACAGGUAUGUCACAUUUGCAAGGUAUUAACAACUUCUCUUCUAACAUAAUUGCCACAGUUGGGCAUAACAGGAAACCUUUCUGUGGGGGUCACUUUUUAAUACUAGAAUGGAAUUAAGUUGAGUUACCUGUAUCUUCAAUGUUUUCUGGUUAACAGGUUGUUGAUGAUGAAGUGUUUGCGAAGCGGCACAUGAAACAAGAACUUGAAGAGAAAAGAAGAAAAAGGUAACACUUUGUGUUAAUUGGAAAUUAUUUUAUACUAUGAAAAAGGUGUCCAUAACUGGGACUGUCCGCUUACGGGAAUGUAAAAAUACAGAGUUUGUAUGGGAGUUGAGAAAAACCUUGGUUUGUGAAGGUGGCCAUUAGUAGAGCUUUCCACUUACGAGAGUGUCGGUUGGAGAGCUUCCACUGUCUUGAUGCAGACUUGUCACUAUGCAAGUGAGUAGAGGAAGCUUGGAACCAAACAUGUAAGCCCAAGACUUGGCAAAAAUGGCAAAAGCCACAGGUUCUUCACAAAAAUCAACGAUUUUUGUUUGGUCAAGAUAAUAAAAUAUGUAGGGUGUUUGACUGUAGUAUUAGUAAAUUGAGGGGCCAUUUUUCUUCCUUACAGAAUGGUAAGUCAAACAGCACUGCCAUUUUGGAUUUCCAUUGCAUGCCAGGGGUGCUAGGUGAAUUCUGCCUUUGAACAAACUUGAUGGGUGAUGUUACAUCCAAACUUGUUGAAUAACUGGGCCGGGAGUGAGGCUGAUAUUGAUGAAAUUAUUUGCAGUGUUUAAUGGCCAAUAUAGUUGGUAAGGAUUUAUUUACUUUUCCAUUUUAGGUGGGACAUUCAACAUAUGCGGGCAAUUCAAGCUCAUCAAAAUCUCGAAAAGAAAAGCAGAGAUCGUGAGGAAGCAAGAUUGAAGGGGAAAAGAACUGGAUGUAAAAGCGACUGUGAAAAGAGUGUUGAGUCUUUUCUUCCAUGUCCGGAAGAAGGUAUGCUAAGAUUAAGUUAGUUAUUGGAUAAGUGUCCUUGUCAAAUAACUUUGUUUGAUCAGGAACGUUAUUUUUGGUUUGUUAGUGCAUGCAUUCAAGGACAUUGGACGCAUGAAAGUUGGCUCAGUUUUUCACUUUUGGUAUCGCUAAAACUGUUCAUGUAUUAAUGGUACUAUAUAUCUUGUUCUAACUACCCGCCUCGAUUAGCUAUUACUACUUAUGGGUAUAUAAUAAUUUUCUACUUUUCUAAUUCAUGCUAUAAUAAGUUGUUGUUGCUGGAGAUUUUACAGCAUGUGCUAACACAGGUAUUUACUUGUGUUGCAGUGAUGGCAGUGGAGGUAUCUGAUACUGUUCCUGUUGUUGCUUUUGGAUUUCCUGUCCCACUUUUCCACAGUAGGUAAGUUCAAUAGACUGCCACAGAGCAAAGUAACUUCUUAUAUUAUGUUUGAUUUGCUUCUCAAUAUGUACACUUGUAUGUAAGUUGGUGUAUGAGUGCGCUUGCAUUGACUUACGUGGAUAAAGCUGAAAGCAUAAGCUUAACACUUUCUCUCAGCUAUGGUUAGUUCAGAAAAUACUCUCUUGUAAAUCCAUGACAAUUUGACCGCUCAAGUCUUUGAUAAAAUACGACUGCUAGGUACAUGUGUAGACAGACUGCCUCCACAUAAUCUACUGCAAAUUUGUGCAAAGUCCUCCACUUUUUUGACAGUUAUCAGCAAUCUUAAUGACAAAAAUUCAAUUAGCACACUUACUUAUCCAUGAUUACUGCUAGUUUAUUCUUUCUUUCUUUUUUGUCAUUUUGUUGUGUCCCUAAAUUUGAUAUAUAAACCUUGGUUAAUGCAUAAACCAUGGAUUUACUGGGCUGGCACCCAAAAUAUUAGAUUUGAACAGGGCUAUCACUAAGAUUUCAAGUUGCUGGGUAAUUACGACAAGAAGUGGGGUUCAAUCAAUCAGCUAGGGAAAUCUUUUGCUUCUAUUUUUCUUCUAUUUUCCUAUAGCAGUAGUAGCCGGGGAUCAAGUUCAUAGUAGCCAGGGGAAAUCCUGUUUGAAUAUCUGUAUGGUCUCUUGUACUGCGGCAAAUUUACUUCAAAACUAAGUUUUGUGUUCUAAUUUCCUUAAUUAAGGCAUUAGGGUUUAGUCAGGGGAAUUGUACAUGUAGUGUCUGAACUUGCCCUUCAACUUGAACAAUGGCAGCCAAGUGUUGUGAGUGACUUGUCUUUUCACUUGUAGGGAAUUUGAAGUUCCUUGGUUUAGUCUGGAUAAAAGAGAACUUAUUGAAAGAAAAGGAAAAGUAAAGCCUGGAAGAGGUCGUGGAAAAACUCGUGGAAAAAGGAAAGGAUAUUUCUAGAAAGGGUGAGCUCUUAGGGCCUCUGCUCACAGGGUAGCAAACACAUUAAUUUUAGUAAAGAAAAUCCCAAAACUCAGAGCAAAAUUUAAGAAAACGAAACAAAUAUUUCGUCCAAAUCCCUGAACUUCAUCAGCCUCGUGAAUUGACAGGUUGCAUAAGAGAAAAGUUACAGGGUGGGCAUUCACCUUGAAAGUCCUUGAAUUUUAAAAUAAAAAUCAAGGCCUUGAAAGUCCUUGAAAUUUGCAGUAGGUGCUGGAAAGUCCUUGAAUUUCGGUGCUAACUUUAUUCAACCCAGCAAACACAGAAAGACGUUCAGGAUAUUAAAAUUGCUCAUGUCGUUGAAGAACUAAAAAAGACAUAGACUCGCGGAGGCUCUUUUUUGCACCGUACUGAGUCCUUGAAAAAUGGGAAAUGUUCCCUUGAAAGUCCUUGAAUUAUUUGUUCAAAAAAGGGUAUGAACCCUGAAGUUACAUUCUGAAAAUAAGCCCCCGGUUUUAUAGUUUUCAAAGGCCCUUUUUUAGGUUUUUUUUUUUGGAGGGGCUUAUAUUUGGAGGGGCUUAACUACGGAGGGAAAUUUGCGUUUGAAAAUCGAUUGGGCUAACCUUAUAGUUGGAAGGAACUGUUUUUGCUUUGUUUUACUUUGUAUUUGAGGGCCAUUUCCAAGUACAACCCCCCAGGGGGAUUAUAUUUAGAGGGGUGAUUUAACGGAGGGUUUUUUGUGUUAUGAGUUUGGGAGGCUUAUACAUGGAGGGGCUUAUUUUUGGAAUUUUAUGAUUUCCUCAAGAGAGAUUUGUAAACUUGCUGGUAGGUAGUUUCAUUUUCUUAAUUUUUGCUCGGAGUUUUGGACUUUUGUAUACUUAACUUCCAGUUGCAGUGUGUUAGACGGUAACAGGUAAAAUUUACUGCCUAAAGCAACACUUGUUACCGCCGGCAAGGGCCUGAAGGUUUGCAAAAAUUAAAGAGGUACCUUUGGCCCCUAAAUUUCCCAUUAAGGGAAGGGUCAUGUCCUGCACUCAACUACCCCCCUCCCCCUGGGAAAGUGCACCUCUGUGGUGCAUAUUUUUUGCCUUACUGGCUCUUAAUGAUCCCCAACCUGCUGAGCUAAAAUUUAGGGAGAACACUGCAGUUGGCCAGUCAUUUUGACCAGUCAGGCAUGUGGCUUUCAAAUAAAUACCAGGAAAAAUACACCCAAUGCAAAAAUGGCUGCUGGAUUAAUAUUCUUUUGUUUAAAUUAAAAUUAGCCUAACUAGCCUCACUUGAGAUAAUGUAUUCUUUUGAAUUUUGUACUGGAGAACGAGACUAGUUAGGCUGAUUUAAAUUCAAACAAAAGAAUGUUAAUCUAGCAGCCAUUUUUGCAUUGGGGCUAUAAAUUUACUCAAUAAUGCUGUAAAUUUAAUAAUUAUAAAAACAAUUUAGUCAUAAAAUGUUUUAGUUGCUUGCAGGUAUAAAUUUGGAGAAUGCCAAUGAGAUGCCAUCUGAUAAUCUCAUUCCGUGGCUUUGUGAUUGGCAAUAAUUAAUGUUUUAUAAUUAAAUUUUAUUGCUAUUUUUCAACAUUUUGACCAGUUCAGAAAUGAGCCUUGGCCAAGCUAUAACUUGUUUGGCCGGUCAACAUGACUGGCCACAAUUCAAAAUUAGUUUGAGCCCUGCCUUGCCAAUAUUUUUCUUUCAAUAAAUAAUAUGUUUGCAGUAUCACUGCGUACAAAAAUAUGAAUAAAGACAUUUUUAACAGUUUCCAGCUUCUCAUUUGGUCCAAAACUAGGAACUAUUUUUGGUGUACUUUGUUUUUGUUGUGACACAGAUUUCAUUUUUUUUUUCAGGAACCAAUUUUUUCUUGGGAUUCUUAACCAAACAGCAAAAUUCAUGGAAAUGGUUUUCACAGCAUUUUGUCAGUUCAUGAGAUAGUUGUUUUAAAGGAAAACUAAUAGGGAGAAAAAAUAUGUAUUUUAAUUUCAGACUGUGUAAAAAUGUCUUCUCUGACCUCAUAAAAAGGUUUUUCUUGAGGAAGAACAGGAGAACGAACACAGUUUAUUUUAAUUUCUGAUUUUUUUCCUUAAAAAAAAGGAUUUUAUGCAAACAAGAUAUUGUAUUAUGCUGAGAUUUUCAUGUAAAACUCUAUGUGUAUAUACAACCUGUCAUUUGAGUUUAACAGUAUUUUAGACCAUGUUCAAGUAGACUACCUGACAGUGGCCAUCAAUUCGCUGUUGUGAAAGUGCUGUGGGAAGCUGUGUUAUGUUAAAUUAACUGAAAGAUACAGCUUCAAAGACAAACAAU